AUGCCUUCUCACCCUCAUGAGCACCGUGGGAACCUUGGUUGUGGGAAAGUUUCCGAUUUUAUGGUGUGUGUGCAAGAGCCACGAAAUCCCCUGGUAGAGGAUGCUCACCAGCAGCUCAGUGAGGAAAUAGACCCAAUGCGAAAUGUGUAUAAGAGACAGGGUUUUAGUCGGUUGCCAGUGUUUCUCAAAUGUGCAACAAAUAACAAGGCGUCAACAGUUUUGGAGGCAUUUUAUGGUGCAGUCGAACGUUAUGGUCUCCCCCUUCGUUUGCGUUCGGAUGCUGGUGGAGAGAAUGUUAAACUAUGGCAGUACAUGAAUGAACACAGAGGUGAGAGAAGUGCAAUAAUAGGCAAGAGCACUCACAAUCAAAGGAUCGAAAGGCUUUGGCGAGACGUUUUUGAGGGAUGUUUGCACCAUUUCUACCAACUAUUCCAUUACCUAGAGGACGAUGGUAAAUUAGACCCUUUACAGGAGGUACAGUUGUUUGCCCUUCAGUAUGUGUAUACAUCCCGGAUUAACCAGUCGCUCGAAGAAUGGUCAUCGGCAUGGGCUGGUCAUCGUCUUCGUACCGCUGGGAAGACACCGUUCCAGUUGUGGUAUGAUGGCCAAGUGGAGAACCCAGUUGGUAUACCAGAGCAUGAAUUGGACUUGCAUCAUUCUGGAAGUGAUGAUGAAGAAUACGAAAAUGAAAUAUCUCAGGUGUGUGUGAAAUGUCUCUUAUACACAUCUAGAUGUUUAUAA
Anneissia japonica is the source of this 741-nucleotide messenger RNA. RefSeq lists its product as uncharacterized. The transcript is spliced from 5 exons. Gene Ontology annotation, molecular function: nucleic acid binding. NCBI's taxonomy places the organism in Eukaryota, Metazoa, Echinodermata, Crinoidea, Comatulida, Comatulidae. The coding region runs from base 1 to 741 and encodes 246 amino acids. The record is from RefSeq and is a predicted model, not a curated record.